CAAAUACACACGCUCGAGAUCCAAUCGAGCGAUUUUUCUUUGAUUGUUCAUGAGCCCCGUUUUCCCCGGCCCCUCUCUUCCCGCACGCUGGAGGUGAACGACGGCGGCGGCUAAACUAGGGUUCCGGCAGGACGUGCCGCCGGGGAAUUCGCCCCUCUCCCAACCCUGCCUGGAAGGAGCAUGGAAAGGACUCACGAAGACUCUCUUGCUGGCGUCGAUUCUUCCAUCGGUGAUGAUUUACCCAAGGACGCCAUCGGACCUCAUGCAAGUUCCAGUUGGUCGGAUCUUCCAACGGAUCUUCUCCUCAGCAUCCUGAAACGCCUCGAGCUCCGGGAAUCCUUUGCUUUUGCUUCCGUCUGCACAUCAUGGUUCUCGGCCGCUGCCGCUGCUGGCAUACCACUUACUUGCAGACCGUGGCUCAUGUCUUGGGCCCACCUCGUUGAGGAACGUGAAGCAGAGAUCAGCUGCAGCUCGGCCGUGACCUGCCAGUUCCGCCAUCUCCUGGACGUCAACAAGUCUUACGAUCUUGAUUUUCCCAAGGGUUGUUUUGUUGCAUGUUGCGGAGCUUCUCAUGGAUGGCUGGUUCUCGCAAAUGAACUCGCCAAUCUCGUUCUCUUCAACCCAAUUACGAUGGAGAUGGUCCCUCUGCCCCCAAUCACGGAUUUCACAUUUGUGGACGCAGUAUAUGAUGAUCAAGGAAGUAUUCGAGGUUAUCAUAUUUUCUACAAAGAUAAACUCUAUGAAGCAAAAGAUGUGGCGACAUGGUUCUACCAGAAGGCAGUGUUGUCCUGUACUCCAUCCAAAGAUGGUAACUACAGUGUCAUGAUCAUUCAUUAUGAUAGCAAUUGGCUCUCUUUUGCUAGGGCAGGAGAGAGCAAGUGGCAUGUGGUUUCAACUUUAGCUAUGAGCGAACGUGAUCGGUAUGCAGACUGUGCAUAUCACAAUGGGAGGUUCUACACUGUGACAUACCAGGGAAUAGUGGAGAAAUAUGAGCAUGAUGGAUCGAAUGGACCAACAAAGGAGGCAAUUAUUGCGCAUAGAAACUUUUCAUGCGUUCUUACUAGGCACUUGGUGUCUACACCAUGGGGUGACCUCUUGCAAGUCCGGGCAAUUUCUGCAAAGCGCGUGGAAAAUGUUAGAUUUGACAUUGACAUAGUUCAUCCUGAAGGAUGCAAGAAGGUAUUGGUGCAUGACUUGAUGGAGCAUGCCAUAUUUGUUGGACUCAAUCACUCGACAUGUUUACCUGCAAAAAAGUUCCCUGGUUUAAGACCUCAAUGUAUCUAUUUCUCUGCUCCCUGGAUGACACACAAAUUUGAAUUAAUGGGCCGAUGUCGUGGCUGGGGAGGUGUAAGGUCCUAUGACAUAGAAAGAAAUUGUUUCAAUCAUGCUUUUCCCAUCGAAGUUAUGCCUAAAAGGUGGAGACGGGGCUUGAAUAUACCUUCGGAGGUAUGGAUCACACCGAACAUAUAAUUCUUGCGACCAAUGUUUCUUCAAAAUCUUGUAUCUGCAAUAAAUGUAUUGAAAUUGUUAAGAUUUAGUCUACUGUAGCUUUGCUGAAACUUCUAGGAGAGCCCAGUGCUACUCUCCUAGUUUUGUUUUUUGUGAAUCGGGUCGUAACCGAUAAGGUUUUGUUAUGUCGGCUGAUUUAUCGCCGGCUUGUAUAUUUUGACCGAAUUUUUCUAUGAUGACCGAUAUGUUGGACUAUUUUUAGUGAAAUUUUGCUGAAAUUUGGUUUGUAGUUGCUCAA
Messenger RNA from Lolium rigidum, 1747 nucleotides. Its product is annotated as putative F-box protein At4g22660. The transcript has 3 exons. Lineage: Eukaryota; Viridiplantae; Streptophyta; Magnoliopsida; Poales; Poaceae. Bases 181 to 1470 code for a protein of 429 amino acids. The record is from RefSeq and is a predicted model, not a curated record. Gene Ontology annotation, molecular function: protein binding.